AUGCAGUUAGGAAAACCGAAGGGAGGUAUUUCUCGGAGCACAAGCCAAGGGAAGAUUUCCCGGAGCGCAACCCAAGGGAAGAUUCCUCGGAGUGCAACCCAAGGGAAGAUUUCCCGGAGCGCAACCCAAGGGAAGAUUUCUCGGAGCGCAACCCAAGGGAAGAUUCCUCGGAGCGCAAGCCAAGGGAAGAUUUCUCGUAGUGCAAGCCAAGCAAAGCCCUCUGAGAACCAGCGCAAAAGAGGCUGGCAGCGGCAGAAAUGGGGAACAACUAUUCGGUUUGACUCAGGCUUGAGUAGACGGAGAAGAGGCCUGGAUGAGAAGCCCUACAAAUGUAAAGAAUGUGAAAAAAGUUUCAGUCAGAGCUCAACCCUUUUUCAACACCGGAAGAUCCAUACUGGAAAGAAAUCCCAUAAAUGUGCUGAUUGCGGGAAAAGUUUCUUUCAGAGUUCUAAUCUCAUCCAGCAUCGACGGGUCCAUACUGGGGAAAAGCCCUAUAAAUGUGAUGAGUGUGGAGAAAGGUUUAAACAGAGCUCCAAUCUCAUUCAGCACCAGAGAAUUCAUACUGGAGAAAAGCCCUAUCAGUGCGAUCAGUGCGGCCGAUGCUUCAGCCAGAGCUCCCACCUCAUUCAGCACCAGAGAACCCACACGGGGGAGAAGCCCUACCAGUGCAGUGAGUGUGGCAAAUGCUUCAGUCAGAGCUCCCACCUCAGGCAGCACAUGAAGGUGCACAAAGAGAAGGUGCACAAAGAGAAGUCACGCAAAACUCCAGGCAAAAACAUUAAGGCAAAAACUCACGUAGUAUCUUGGAAAACGGGCACAAAAAGGAAGUCGGUGGGUCGCCUCCGCUAA
Molecule: messenger RNA, 849 nt
Organism: Pipistrellus nathusii (Nathusius's pipistrelle)
Lineage: Eukaryota; Metazoa; Chordata; Mammalia; Chiroptera; Vespertilionidae
Source: the annotation of a GenBank genome assembly